Molecule: messenger RNA, 399 nt
Organism: Menidia menidia (Atlantic silverside)
Lineage: Eukaryota; Metazoa; Chordata; Actinopteri; Atheriniformes; Atherinopsidae
Source: the annotation of a GenBank genome assembly
AUGGCACAGAAACAGGGAGGAUCCGAGCAGGGCCGUAUUAAAGCAGACGACAGUUUAGGGGCCAAGGCAAUGGUCGGGAGUACAGCAGGUGGAGGCGUGGUGGUGGAGGUCAGAGAGAAGAAGGGACCUCUGCGGGCUGCAAUACCCACAAUGCCUUUCCCUUUGGCUGUCAUCUGUCUCUUCUUGAACACUUUCAUACCUGGACUUGGUACUUUCAUCUCAGCCUUCACAGUGCUGUGCGGAGCUCGCUGCGAGCUGAUCUCACAGAGAGGCGUCUGCUGCGUGUUCUGGCUCAACGUUGCAGCAGCCCUCAUCCAGAUACUGACGGCUGUCAUCAUGGUGGGAUGGAUCAUGAGCAUCUUCUGGGGAAUGGACAUGGUCAUCCUGGCAAGUCAGUAA